AUGACGGGCACAGCAGAGCCCAGUGCACACGCUGCACACGCUACAAAGCCAGCAGACCCAGCAGCGACGCUCCCCUCGCCCGUGCAAGACCCGCUCCCCGCGCCCGCAUCUUCAUCUCGCACCGACUCGCACGCCGCAACAGCCCAGUCCAGCGACCUGUCCAGUCUCGAGAACUCGUCGUCGGCAGAGGACAGCGUCAGGGUCAUCGCGCGGCCAGCUCGCAAGGUUGGAAACGCUGCCUCUCCCGCCCUUCGCGCAACCCCGAUGCAGCAGCUUCCCAGCAACGACAUGCUUCCCAAGCUGCCUGGAAAGGGCGCAGCGAAGAAAGAGGACCGCUUUCCCUCGCCGCCGCAAGCGCCGCCCACUCCCGCCGCCUCCCACUCCUCCCCCGAGAUGCCCAAGAUCCCCCUCCCUUCGUUCGUCAAGGAAGACGACCUCUCGUCCGAAUCCGACUCGUCCUCCGACGAAGAUUCCUACGGGGAAGAGAAGCCGCCCCGCCCCACUCGCUUCUCCAAAUCCACAGGCUUGCCCCGUCCCCGACCCAGCUACUACUACGACGCCGACUACGAUCCCGGCACGACGGCUGGGAAGAAGAAGAGGCACAGGAGGGGUGGGUUCAAGGGUGUGCCGGUGUUUGAACCGAGCAUGGAGGACUUUGCGGCGAACGGAGGGUUCUACGGAUAUGUCAAGCGGAUUGAGAAGUACGGCCUGAGGAGCGGGAUCGUCAAGGUCGUCCCGCCCAAGGAGUGGUCCGACUCGCUCAAGCCGGUCGACAAGCCCCUGCGCGACAUCCGCCUCCGCGACGCGAUCGAGCAACACAUCUUUGGCUCGCAGGGCGUCUACCGCGUCGCGAACGAAGCCAAGUCGCGCGUGUGGAGCCCGCUGCAGUGGAAGGAGAUGUCGCUGCGGCCGAAAUGGGACGGGCCGGACUUGUUGGCGGAGGAGAAGAAGGGCGACAGAAGCGAGAGGAGGGCUGUGAGUGAGAGGGUUGCGAAGAGGCAGAAUGGGGAGGAGGAUGGGGGGAGUGCGAGGAAGAAGGGAAAGGGGAGGCAGGUCGAGGACGAGGGGGAGAGCGAUGAGGCGGAGGAAGCGGACGAGGAGGAUGCUGCGUUGCCCAAGGGUCGCAGGACGCCCGCUCGCAAGUCAAAGGUCGACACCCCCGCCAAGGCGUCCGCCUCGAAGGCGAAGAAGGAGAAGUCGCCAUCGGAGGAGGCACCCGACUUGGCCGCCAAGAAGAAACGCCUCUCUGUCCUACAGCGCAACGAGACGACCGAGGAAGAGUGGCGUGACUUCGUCGACCACUUGUACGAGCUCCCGCACGGCAUGACCAAGGACGACUACACGGUCGAGCGCAUGCGCGACUUCGAACGCCGGUACUGGCGCACGUUGACAUUCGGCGAACCACCCAUGUACGGCGCCGAUAUGGCCGGCUCGCUCUUCGACGACUCGGCGACCGCAUGGAACGUUGCCAAGCUCGGCGACUUGUUGCCGAAACUCGCGCCGCAAGACUGCCAGAUCCCCGGCGUUGUCACGCCCUAUCUCUACUUCGGCAUGUGGCGUGCGACCUUCGCUUGGCAUGUUGAGGAUGCCGACCUGUACUCGAUCAACUACAUCCACUUCGGCGCGCCCAAGUUCUGGUAUUCGGUCCCGCAGGAGCAGGCGGAGCGCUUCGAGCGUGUCAUGGAGGGCUUGUUCCCGACGGACCGCUCGAAAUGCUCGCAGUUCCUCCGCCACAAAGCCUUCCUCGCCUCUCCCAAGAUCCUCGCCAACCACGGCAUCACCCUCAACCGCUGCGUCCAGCUCCCCGGCGAGUUUAUCCUCACCUACCCGAAGGGCUACCACUCUGGCUUCAACCUCGGCUUCAACUGCGCCGAAUCGAUCAACUUUGCGACGGAGAGGUGGUUGCCCCUCGGCAAGGUCACGAAGCACUGCCACUGCGUUGAGGACUCGGUCUCGAUCGACGUCAACAUCUGGCUUCGACAGGCGGCGAAGGAGGAGCACCUCAAGCGCGGCGACCCUUGGCCGUACGACGAGCUCGAGGAGCAGGCUCUCCUUGCGCAGAUCGAGGCCGAGGAGCGCGCCGAGAAGGAGCGCGUCGCCGCUGCUGCCGCUGCCGCCGCUGCAGCGAGGAAGCGCGCUUCGACGGGCGCGGAUGGCCAGCCGCGCAAGAAGCCUCGACCCGCAACGACGCACCUCACGCCCCUUCAGCAGCGCUCGCUGUGCCUGACACCCGCCGAUCCUGGCGCCAUUGGCCCGAGUGUGGUGACGAUGACCAUCCUCGAGGCGUUGCAGUCGGUCGACAUCCUGCCGCACAUCCGCCAGCAACUCGCCCUGCUCGUCCAGCGCUCGAACGGCCAGUACACGCACAGCAGCCACAUUCGCCUUCAGGUCGUCCCCCACCCUGCGCCGCACCUCAUUGCACCUCCUGCUCCGCCUCCUCAGCCCCGCUCGAACCCGUACGGCUCUUCGGCGUACCACUACCCUCAGCAAGCUGUCCAGCCCAAGCCAACGAACAGCUCGGCUGCGUCGACGGCUUCUGCGCCCCCGGCUCCUCCGCCCAAGCCCGACUUCCCUUGCGCGCUCUGUCCCGACUUGAGCACCGAAGGACUCGUCAGGGUUGGCGAGCCGGGCAUGAAGAACAAGAAGAAGCUCGAGGCGCACCGCAUCUGCGUCAUGUUCACCCCCGCGACCUGGAUCGACGUCGACCCCGAGACGAACGAGGAGAUUGUUCGCGGUUUCUCGAAGAUCGAGAAAGCCCGCUGGAAGCUCAAAUGCCAACUCUGCACCGAGACGCACGGCACGAAGGUCCAAUGCACGAAGGGCAAGUGCACGAAGGCGUUCCACGUUACCUGCGCCGCCCACGAUGACGCCGGGGUGCACCUCGACGCGACUGUUCCCGACGAGGGCAACGAGGGUCAGGAGGUCAGCAUCCUCGGCCAGGCGCGCCAGAAGACCCCGACAGCGAACGUACCGACGCAGGAAGGUGCCCAGCCGCCGGCGUCCCCGAGCAAGCAGCCGAACAACGACCUCAUCCACCUCACCGUUCUCUGCCGCACGCAUAACCCGGACUACCAACGCCGCGAGUCUGAGCGGAGGGCCGCUGAACUGCGCUCCAAGGUCGAGGCGCUCAAACCUGGCGACCGCAUCCGCGUCAAAACGAACAACGGCAACUACGACGUCACGUUUGCUUCGGUGGAUAAGGAGAAGGAGAUGGUUGCCUAUGCGUUCGACGAUGGCAAGCGCGGAUCGGUCAAGUGGAAGAACAUCUUGUGGCCCGAGUCGCCCGAGGUCUUGCGGAAGAAGGAGGAGGCCGCCCUUCGCGCUCAGCAGGAGAAGGCCGCCAUUCUCGAUCGUCCCGCGUACAAGGCGCCGCCGAAACGUGCGAAUCCUGCCGUCGUCGUUCCGCUUGCGCCGAGCGCGCCGCCUCCGAACUAUGGCUACCAGUACCAGCCGCAGUACUCGUACUACAACGGUCCGGCUGGGCAGUCGUCUUCGACGCCUUACGGCUACGCCCAACCUCCGCACCCCGGCUACGCGUACGGCCCGCCUUCGCAACCCUACCAGUACAGCUAUCCGUCCAACAUCGCUCCACCUGCGCGAUACCCUCCUCCGCCUGGACCUUACGGACCCGCCUACCAGCAGCAGCAGACGCCUGCGCCUCCGACAUACCCUGGACCAGCUGCUUCGUCGCCGGCCUACCCGUCCCAGCAAGUCCCGCAGCAGCAGCAGCAAAGGCCGCUACCGCCGUUCGCGUCCUUUGCCAGCAUGGCCGCCCAGACGCCGCCUCAGCCCAACGCACACACAAACGCCGCGCCGAGCGCGAGCGCGUAA
Molecule: messenger RNA, 3831 nt
Organism: Rhodotorula toruloides NP11
Lineage: Eukaryota; Fungi; Basidiomycota; Microbotryomycetes; Sporidiobolales; Sporidiobolaceae
Product: jumonji family transcription factor
Exons: 10
Coding region: 1-3831 (1276 amino acids)
Biological process (GO): chromatin remodeling
Cellular component (GO): nucleus
Molecular function (GO): histone H3K36 demethylase activity; histone H3K9 demethylase activity
Source: RefSeq, a predicted model, not a curated record